CUGCCAUGUGUAUCUCCUGUUCUUAAAAUCUAUGGACAGUGACUACUUGUGUCUCAUUGUUCUGGGGCAUGUCCAUCAAAAUGGAGCAUUUGCUGACACUGUCUGGACAAAUACACUCCAAAUAAUGUAUGAACUCAAUGUCAAAAAUCACACAAGAAUGAGCUAUGUGUACUUCUUCAAAUUCAACAUAUUCGUGGCUGCAGAAGAGCAGAUGAAUAUCACUGGGGCCUGGUUUAUGUCAGCAAACUUCACUGAGGUAGACAUUCUGAAUGAGUCUACUGUCCCCGGACUGAAUAUGUUAUUACCAUGUGUGACAGUGUCAGUGGGGGCUGUAAAAGCUCUCAUCUGUUCCUUCCUAAGGCAUACAGAUCACUGGACCAUGCCUUCCUCGAUCUGUGUUUGUAAUACUAUGCGAUGCAAGUGUGUACUGUCACUCCACAGAUCUCUGUGCAUGAUCUCCCCUGUAAAUGGUGACAGAGGCACUAGCAACUGCUGUGCUGAAUUUGAACAGUUUAUACACAUAUGGAGAUAUUCACAGGACCAACAAAGAGAGUUAAACCAAAUGGAUAAAAUGGAAAUCAGUCCACUACAAUGGCAGAUCUGCACUCAACUAUUCAACAGAGGCCUGUCUCAUCAGUGGAUUAGUCAGAAACUCAAAUCUAAGUUUUCUACUGUUUUUUACAAUCUCAUGGUGCUCUUUGAGUUCACUUACUGUUAG
Messenger RNA from Myxocyprinus asiaticus (Chinese sucker), 718 nucleotides. RefSeq lists its product as uncharacterized. Lineage: Eukaryota; Metazoa; Chordata; Actinopteri; Cypriniformes; Catostomidae. Bases 32 to 718 code for a protein of 228 amino acids. The transcript is spliced from 4 exons. The record is from RefSeq and is a predicted model, not a curated record.